Messenger RNA from Trichoderma harzianum CBS 226.95, 1473 nucleotides. RefSeq lists its product as hypothetical. Lineage: Eukaryota; Fungi; Ascomycota; Sordariomycetes; Hypocreales; Hypocreaceae. The transcript has a single exon. The record is from RefSeq and is a predicted model, not a curated record. Gene Ontology annotation, molecular function: catalytic activity; calcium ion binding. Gene Ontology annotation, cellular component: membrane. Bases 1 to 1473 code for a protein of 490 amino acids.
AUGGCUCCUCGUAAUGCGCUUCCCGGCUCCCUCGCCCUUGACGCCGGACAGUCGCUCUUCACAUUCAAAUACUCGACGCCCAACCCGGACCCCGCGAACUGGAUCGGCGUUUACCAGACGUACUAUGGCGGUCCCGAGAACCAAGAGUUCGUCGCCGGCUCUCUGACGUGGGCAUAUGCGCCCAACAGCAACGGCGAGGUGCAGGUCGAUAUCUCAAGUCUGGCUGCUGGCUAUUACAAGGCCUUUUUCCUCGCCAAGGACGGCUACCAGUGGCUUGCGACUCCCAUCGACGUCAUUGUUCCCGGUACUGGGCCAAUCGAGUUCAUCAACGACCGCAUCAUCACCCAGAAUGCGCAGCAGGGAAGUCCCUUCAAGGCUAGUCUUGGUCGCCUGAUUGCCAAUCCCAAAGACAGCAAGACCAGGUUCACCAAGGCCACCACCUAUGGCGCCGACUGGGUUAAACUCGCCUCGGAUGGAACCCUCACUGGCACUCCGGGGCCCAAGGACAAGAGCACCAACUUUGUGGUCCUGGCGACGGCAAGCGAUGGCUCAUCUGCGACAAUCCAGGUCCAGAUCCCCGUUCGUUCCAGCCGUCAGGCGCUCGUCGAAGAGCUCAAGGUCAUGUCCUUCAACAUGUGGUUCGGCGGCACCAACGUCAAGGACUACCACAACAAGCAAGUGCGCUUCCUCAUCAACACAAACGUCGACAUCGUCGGCCUUCAGGAGAGCUGGAAUGGCCAGGCGACUCGUCUCGCUCAGGCGCUCGGGUGGUAUUACUGGCAGAGCCCCAACGAGGUCGGCAUCAUCAGCCGCUACCCCAUCGUCGAGGUUUUCCCAGAACAGUCUGCUGGUGGAUCGAUUCGCAUCGAGCUGGGCGACCCCAAGAGUCAGCUCAUCAUGUGGAAUGUGCAUCUCGGAUUCGACCCAUACGGACCUUAUGAUUUUUGCUUCGACAACAAGCCUCUGGCAGAAGUCCUUAACCGAGAGUACCAAUCCGGCCGUACGCCGCAAAUCAUGGACAUCGUCAGCGCCAUGCAAGACGCCCUAGCUGAAGCUGAUGACAUUCCCGUUCUCAUGACUGGUGACUUCAACGCGCCGUCACACCUAGACUGGACAGAGGCAACCAAAAAGGCCCAUUGCGGUGUUGGCUUUGUUCCAUGGCCAAGCUCCGAGUUUCCCAUUCAAUCCGGGUUGAUUGACUCGUUCCGUGAGGCGCACCCCGACCCCAACGCCGAGCCCGGCAUCACUUGGUCCCCCAUCUACCUCAACAACAGCGGUCGGCCCGAGCCGUUGGAUCGAAUUGAUUUCGUGUACCACAAGGGCCAGAGCCUCAAGGUUCUUCAGUCGGAAACACUCGUCGCUGGCGAGCCCACUCCGGAGCCCAAUCAGAGCAAUAACGAGUGGACGUCAGAUCACGCCGCUGUGAUGACGACGUUUAAGCUUGGAAGUUCCCCCGAGCGUGGAGACCUAUGA